GCGAGCGCGGUGACAUGUAGUGUACGCGGUGUGUCUUUAAGAGUAAUGAAGCCCUUCGGGCAGUUGCUCGCCAAGGAAGAGCUCUUCGGCUUGCCCGUCUACAUUGUAUUCGUAAUGUGAGGUGGUUAGAUGCACUCGGAUUACCCAUUGGUGAACUGUGACAGCGGUUAACAUCAAUUGCCGGGCUUUAUUGUCAAAAAGGCUAUAGUAACCAACCAGUCAUAAAAAGUAGGCUACAUAGGCACAAUAACUAUAAAAAUUACAGCGGUCUCACUUAAUUAAUUUUAUUUCAUUUUUGUUCUAACUGGAUCUUUUUCAAGUGGAACAAAAUCCCGUUUAGAGAAUGCUCCAUUGAUAGCAAAGGGUAGGCUAUUAAAAGGGAUUUCGGACGAUGGAAUUCAAUUUUAAAAGAAACUCACCGUGGUUUACAUUGUAGGUGUCCUUCUCAAACUAUUCCAGUAGCGGAAUCAUCACUUAAGUGUAUGACGAUUUUUGCCAAUUCAAUCACCGAGAUUACCUCAGGAUCAGUCAAAAUGGAAUUAAAAAAUGUGCCCUGGUUUCUGAUAUCAUUAAUGCUGGGCGGAUAUACUCAUGGGGCAUCAGACACUAAAACGGAAGCCAGCGUAGAACCCUUUCUCAACCCUUUACUGACUCAGAUGGAGGGAGACAGACAAAACUUGCCAGACGGUCUGAAUAAAUGCAUUGAAAAAAUCAACAGAGCUCAGCCCUACAACAGAACAGGUCCAUACUGUAAUUGGACAUGGGAUGGAUGGUUCUGUUGGGACGACACCCCAGCAGGGACCUUCGCUAGUCAGAACUGCCCUGACUAUGCCGGAUUUGACCCUACUGAAAAAGUGACUAAAUAUUGUGACGAAGCAGGCAAUUGGCUUCAACAUUCUGCCUUUAAUGUAACCUGGUCCAACUGUAUUGUCAUCUCCAAGGAUAAAUUAAAGACAGUGACUCACAGUUCUUCUGAAGCCAUCGCUGAACCCACAGUUGAAGCACUCGUCAGUCCUGUUGUCACACAGAAGGCCGAGGAAAGGAAAAAGAUUAUUGACGGUCAAUAUAAAUGCUUUGAAAAAAUGAACAGAGAUCAGCCUUACAACAAAACAGGUCCAUACUGUAAUCGGACCUGGGACGGAUGGCUAUGUUGGGACGACACGCCAGCAGGGACGUACGCGUACCAGAACUGCCCCAAUUAUUUUGCUGAUUUUGACUCCACGGAAAAAGCCACUAAAUAUUGUGAUGAAUCAGGUAAUUGGUUCCGACACCCUGAGACUAACAGAACAUGGUCCAACUACACACUCUGUACUGCCUACACGCCAGACAAAUUAAAGAUGGCAUACAUACUCUACUAUAUGGCCAUUGUGGGCCAUGCUUUGUCCAUUGCAUCCCUGCUGAUUUCUCUGGCGAUAUUCUUUUACUUCAGGAGCCUUAGUUGUCAAAGGAUUACACUGCACAAGAAUUUGUUUUGCUCCUAUGUACUGAACUCCGCUUUUACCAUUGUGAACCUCAUUGCCGUUGUGAACAACCCUAAAGUUGUGGAAAAAAACCCUGUGGGCUGUAAGGUUCUUCACUUCUUUCACAUGUAUAUGCUGGGGUGUAACUACUUUUGGAUGCUGUGCGAGGGGAUUUACCUGCACACGCUCAUUGUGGUGGCCGUGUUCGCUGAGGAGCAGCACCUGCACUGGUAUUACCUCCUGGGCUGGGGGUUCCCUUUGGUGCCUGCAUCAAUCCAUGCAGUUGCAAGGAAAAAGUAUUUUGAUGACAAUUGCUGGAUGAGUGUGGACACUCAAUUGCUCUACAUUGUCCAUGGACCGAUAAUGGCAGCUUUAUUAGUGAAUUUGUUUUUCCUGCUAAACAUAGUGAGGGUGCUGGUGACCAAGCUUCGGGACACCCACCGGGCAGAGUCCAACAUGUACAUGAAAGCAGUCCGAGCCACACUCAUCCUCAUUCCCUUACUAGGAAUCCAGUUCAUCAUUUUGCCAUGGCGACCAGAAAACAGGCUUAUCGGCGAAAUAUAUGACAUAACAAUGCAUAUGUUAAUGCAUUAUCAGGGCUUGCUGGUGGCAACUAUAUUUUGCUUUUUCAAUGGAGAGGUGCAGUCGGCUCUCAAGAGGCAGUGGAUGCAGUACAAAACGCAGUGGGGCCAGCGCAGGCGGGAGCACUGCUCCAUGCGCUCCACCUCCUACACCGCCACAUCCAUCACGGAGGACCCCACCUUCCUCUACCACCACGACUGCAACAGCGAACACUUGAACGGGAAAUAUUCCGACGACUCGGAAGUGGUCGCGCUAAAGACAGAAGAGACGUACGCCUGAACGAGAAAAAAAAAAAAAUGCGAGCGCGGGAAAGCAAAUGCGGGAGAUUUGCGUUUUUCUUUUUACGAGAAAAAAGAAAAAAAAAAGAUCAAUGGAAAACAAAAACAAACAAAAGAAUCAUGCCGACGCAGAAUCUUCAAAGCCCCACUGCAGAUAUUCACCGGACUGACUCAACAACUGAGUUGUCAUGUUAAUUGUUUGCCGGCAAUGACAUUUUCCUUUCGGCGAGAGCUAAUGGCCGUAUUAUUUUCAUUACAGUGCUGCUGCUUUUAAAAAAAAAAAAAUAGAAGCUACAUUUUUUUUUAAAUGUGGCAAAUCUUAAGCUGCUAGUUCUAGGCCCUCAGAGGCUGAAGAUGAUCGUGUACUAGUAUUGUGGCCGUGAUACCAAAGGGCGUGUCGAUUGGCCGACUGAGACUGAUUCUCCGUCAGAACUGAGCCAAACCCCAAAAUUAAUUCUAAGGUAACAGACUUAUACUGUGCGUCUGCAGGACAAUGAAAAGAAGUCAUGUUCCUCGGUGCCUAAGCUCUUGAGUUGUGUACAUAUUUACUGGUUUUAAUUGCUAAAAUGUAUUACCGGUUGUAUAAAUCUUUAGGCCUCUUCUCACCGUUUUGGGUUGUUCGAAUAUCCGUCGUCUGUUCCAUGAUGUUUCCUACUUGCUUUCCUGUUUGUGCAGCUGUGCAUGUGGUGGUUCUGUCACAUGGGGAGUGCGCAAACACAGAAAAAAAGACACGUUGAAGAAGGCCUGAACUUCAAUCGAUUAGAAUUAGAAUUUUAAAAAAUCCGUCAAAUCUGAAUAGGUCAAAUAACGGAAAUGAAGUAGGGGUGGUUUUUAUGUUGAGUAGGCAUUUGUUUACAGUUUCUGGUCACAGAUUUUAGAGGCUGCUUCAGUGGAACAAUCUUAGAAAGGGUUUGUUGUGUUAUUUUGACGAGCAGAUACCUGUGUAGCCUGGUUGCUUCACUCUCUUGUAUGUUUUCCUUAGUAUUUAUUAUUCUCGUAUGUUUGCACUCAAGUUCUAAAUAAAGUAACUUUACAUAGAGUACAUUUAUGUUAUUAGUAUUGCAAUGUUUUUAUUUUUUAAGCACCGUGCAGAUUAUAGCAUAGUUAUUCAAAGGCAAACAAUGAUUUCAAAUUGUUAAAAUAUGAAAUAAACAUGCAAGGAUCUCUUCUGUUCAGGCCAUCAAUAUGUGUACUCAAAUUCAUUUGUAGAGGACUGGGACCUGUUUUGGUUAUUUUGUGGUUUUUUGUGCUUAUUUUACUUAGUUUGCAAUACUGACAGGUUGAAACUACUUCAAAAGGACCUUACACAAGCUACUUUUCUGUAAUUGUGUCUUGCUGUAUUUGCAUUGUGCACAAUAAGGUCUACACUGGACCAUAGUCUUUGUUUGUGGACAUUGAGUUUACUCUCGAACACUGUAUGUGAAAUGAAUCUUUUUAUCACCUGCAUCAGCUAUUCAGUAUGGCUAUAGUCUUUGUUAUAAGCAUAUUUCAUGAGCUUAAGUACAGACAUUAUUAACGUUAUGACCAGCUUAUAACAACUGACAUAAUGCUAUAAAGCAUAUAUCAUGUACAUUAACAUUAAAGACAUAGCAUCCUGACUCGGAUCAUAUUUAAUUUAGUUGCUAUAAACUGGUUAUAAGAUAUGUAUCUAUGCUUAUGACAGUGGAAAUGAUGCAUUAUCACUUACUGUGGUAUUAUGGAUGAUACCAGCUUUUCAAAAGCACAGCUAGUAUAAUAUUAGUCCAUAGCAGUGAAACACAUUGCAAGUUUCAGUGUUGAUUUGCAUUGAUAUUUUGUCUUGCCAGGGCUACUGUCUAUGCUUAUUAUUAGCUUGUAAAGGAGCAUAUUUAUGUGGUCACACAUCAAGAUUUUUGAUUGUGAUGUGAAGUUUCCUUUUAGCUCAAGAUCCAGUUGUGCAAAGCCAUUGCAAAUCACACAGUGAAACUAUAAUUUUCUUUCUGAGAUGCUGUCAUUGCAAAAUAAUCCCAUACUAAAGGAGACAAGAUGUGGCCUGUCCAUUUUUAUCCAGGCUUAUGUAUAUGGGAAAUGUCAUUUUUAGCCAUGUGACCUCUCAGUUACCUUGUUCUCAUUCUUGCGUAAGAUGUUCCCUGUUUUCUGAAAUGUGCUGGUUGGCAGUAAUGAGAAUACCAAGGCCUCUGACUUGCACAACGUCUGUGGAUGAAAAAUGCAAGUUUGUUGAGACUCAAUCACAUCUUUUUAUACAACAGCAUUCCCCUACUUGUAAAUCACUAUAAGAUGAAAACUGAACUUCCAAAAUGAUUUGUAAAAAAGAAAUAAACAGAAUGUGGGGACAUUCUGAAUUUUUAGUGAGGACGGAUUUAAAGCUGUGCUAUUGUUAGCCAUGUAAUCUUUAAGAACACACGAAAAUCACUAGUUAAAACACAGAAAAAAGCUUAUUCUGUAGAGCUAAAAUAGUCAUUUCUGUUCAUGCACAGUACAAUGCUCAGUGUUAAUUUAUCUGUAACAUAAUUUAUAUUGUCCUAAUAUGUAAGACCAAGUCCUAGUCUAACAUUGUUUUAAUUUAUUUCAGAGAAUAACAUUUGAAGCUUUUGAAUAGAUACAGGGCUCAAGAGGCUUAGUGUACUUAUGCUUCAAUGUUGUUGCUUAUCAGAUUUAAGGGCACAGACAAUGAUUGUGAUAGUAUUGACAUUAAACUGACAGGUUUUAUUAACUGUGAAUGGAAAUAUUUGCUUAUGAACUGUUUACUAGUAGUCUUCUGACAGACAUUAAUGAAGACCAAGACAAAGACCAAUAAAGAACAAUGAAGACAAUGAGUUAGCUAUUUUGAUUUAUUUUUGCAAGAAAAUAAAGCCAAUAUUGAGCUAGUUCAUAGUAGAGCUAAACCCCUCAGCCACUAAUAGAAUAUGUGUGGUUCCAUACCAACCCAUUAUUCAGUUUCUGGUUAGAUACAGGUUAAUGCCAAAAUGGAACCAUAAAUUGUGUCUAAUAAUAUUCCUGGAGAUGGCUCUCAUAUUUAUUCAAUGUUCAUUACUCGAUACAUUCAGGCAACAGACAUUCUUUGUUUUUCAACAAUUUCACAAAUAGUUCCUAUUUUGCCUUCUACAAUAUAAAUUUGGCAUUUACCAUUUUUUAAAAAAGAAAAAAAAUCACUAUCUCACAUACUAGAAAAAUAGAAAACAUCAGCAGGUUGCAUUUCUUGUUUUUCUAAUAACUCAUCCAUACGGAUUAUAUAUUUGUUGUUUGAGAACAAGCAUUUUUUUAUUAUGUAAUUUCCUUACUCAUUUUCACAUGGUUCAUGCUGCAUCUCAUUAGUUUUAGGGGCUUGUGCAAAUGUAAAAAAAUCGGUCAGUAGGCUUUUGAUGUAUAGAUAAUUUAGAGCUAAUAUGCAGCGUGAUUAUAGAUGUGCAUACAUUCCAUUUCAUUUCCCGAGGACUGAGAAUGCCUCUGUCAUUCAUAACAAAUUGUGAUCAUGGCAACACACUGGGCUGAAUAUACUGCUUGUAGUUUUGAUUUUAUAAAUUCAUGAAGCAGUCUUUUUUCAUGAGUAGAUAUGCCCACACAGGACAUUAUCUUUUAAUGUUGUUCUCACACAACAAUUGUGAUUAUUCUUACAGCUGUCAUGUACAGAUUUAAAUAAUAAACAUUGCAGAGUAAGACCUAGACCUCUAGUCUGGAAUCAAUGGCCACGUACCCAGUUUUUGGGAGAGGCUACUGAAUUCAGUAACGAGCUCUAUCGGCAACAUAUCGUUCCCAUAAUAGAUGUGCUGUCAACAUAUUCAUCCCAUUAAUAAAUGAUCUUGUAAUUACA
Molecule: messenger RNA, 6110 nt
Organism: Anguilla rostrata (American eel)
Lineage: Eukaryota; Metazoa; Chordata; Actinopteri; Anguilliformes; Anguillidae
Gene: calcr
Product: calcitonin receptor
Exons: 16
Coding region: 483-2321 (612 amino acids)
Biological process (GO): adenylate cyclase-activating G protein-coupled receptor signaling pathway; cell surface receptor signaling pathway; positive regulation of cytosolic calcium ion concentration
Cellular component (GO): plasma membrane; axon
Molecular function (GO): calcitonin receptor activity; amylin receptor activity
Source: RefSeq, a predicted model, not a curated record